AGCUAAGCAUUGGACAGCCCGUUCCAGUUAGUUUAGAGUUCACUGAUAAAAACAGAUAAGUCGGUCUACAGCUUCGACAGGUCUAAGUUAGUAAGUUAGCGGAUAUUUACUGUUCUACGUUGGGUUUUUGCAUUGUCUUGGAAUAAAGAUGUCUGAUUUUAUUACUAUUAAAACAGAAGUUGAAGAAGAACCACUCGUUACUCAGCCAUGUAGUGUUCGGCUAGAAAAGACGAAUGAACCAGCUGUUUGUGAAUUGAGCAUGAAUAGCGUGAUUGAAAACCAAAGGAAAACGUUUUUUGAGGGUUUUAAGUACUAUAUCACCGAUUUUCAGAACACCACUCUCCAAAAUGAAGAGCAGGCAUUGUUGAUGUACAGUGCACUCAGCUCGGCAGUUUGCAAUGCUUUAUCGUCCUGCAGCUCUGAAAGAAAUGACGUAACAAGGCUGGGGAGGCUACUUGCUGAGAUGUCGAAAAAGUUGGAUGACAUGUUGAAGGCGUCUAAUCCAAUUAGCUUUGAUGUGGGACGACCUAGUACGGCCACUUCUGAAAACCAACAUCCACACUCACAUUCAGACACAACGGAGUUCGAAAGUGCAGCAUUUCAAUCUACACAGAUAGAUUUUAACCUUGAUGAAUCUAAACGUAGGUUUGGAUGUGAACCUUCUAGUUCAAGACCAACCACAUCCAAUCAGUCAAUGUUCAAAGAGAUUCUACACUCGAAAAUGCAAAACAAAGAUCGUGUUUCAGGCCAGUCAUCUGAGUCUGAGUCUGAGUCAGGCCAGUCAUCUGAGUCUGAGUCUGAGUCAGGCCAGUCAUCUGAGUCUGAGUCUGAAGUCAAGGACUCCUCUCAUCGAGAGAAUGCCGUUAUUAAAAUAAGAGAUUGGAGGAUUAAAGUUCAUGAAGAAGAAAGAAAGGUGGAACUUCUCGGCUGUUACUUGUCCAAUUCUUCCAGUGAAGAAGUUUCGUUUGGAAUUGUGAUCUGCAGGAAGAUGAAAAACUUGAUACAAACGAAGAAAGGACUUUAUCAUCUUGUUGGCGAAAUGAAGAAAAACAAAGAUUUGCCUCCCGUAGUCUGUCAACGAUUCAAGUACGGUUUCCCACAGAAAUGGAGAAAAUUUCUCGAUGACUCUGGUGUCUUCAAGAAUUGAUUCAGUUGGGGCAAACUGAGCCGCUUCGGCGAGCGGGCCAAUAAUUUCAACAUUGUUUCAAUUCCAAGUUGAUUGUUUUGAAUUAAUAUAGUCUACUGUUACAGAGAGACUAUGCCUUUUGAAAAUAUAAACGGUUACCUGAUAAGUACCUUAAUUUGUGUUAUGAAAUAUGAUUGAUAUCCAACUAUUUAAUAAAUUUCUCAAUUUGAAAGA
This is a messenger RNA of Nilaparvata lugens (brown planthopper), 1360 nucleotides long. RefSeq lists its product as uncharacterized. NCBI's taxonomy places the organism in Eukaryota, Metazoa, Arthropoda, Insecta, Hemiptera, Delphacidae. The record is from RefSeq and is a predicted model, not a curated record. The transcript has 9 exons. The coding region runs from base 149 to 1147 and encodes 332 amino acids.